This is a messenger RNA of Cladophialophora bantiana CBS 173.52, 306 nucleotides long. RefSeq lists its product as uncharacterized. The record is from RefSeq and is a predicted model, not a curated record. NCBI's taxonomy places the organism in Eukaryota, Fungi, Ascomycota, Eurotiomycetes, Chaetothyriales, Herpotrichiellaceae. The transcript is spliced from 2 exons. Bases 1 to 306 code for a protein of 101 amino acids.
AUGUCGGUGUCUCCGUAUUCCGUCCAGCACGAUCCCGAAGUCCAAGAAUACAACAAACGCUUCUCGACUUGGAAGGCUUCCGAGAAGAGUAGGAAGCAAGAAGAGAAACUUUUUCGAGAGCAGGCCAAGAGGGACCGGAGAGCGGCCUUGAAGCAGAUAGCUAAGGCGGAAAGAGCAGAGGUUGGAAAGGCCUUUGGGUGGGUGUGUCAGAAAGACCGAUCAAAGACUGAGGUCGUUUCAGCCAAGAAGCUCGAUGGUGACAGUGACUCGGAUGAGCUCUCUGUGCGAGAGGCGCUAGCGGUGUGA